Molecule: messenger RNA, 1664 nt
Organism: Vitrella brassicaformis
Lineage: Eukaryota; Vitrellaceae
Source: the annotation of a GenBank genome assembly
UUUGACACAGAAACCCAGUACUCCAUCCAUACACGCGUCAGUCAGUCAUUCUCCUCUGUGGCACACACACGCCGAUCGCCAGCCAGCCAGCACCCCUCACCCCACCACCCUCCCCCUGUCGAUGACGGCACUCCCGAGCUCGAAUGGCCGCAGCAGACGGCGGGCGGCACCAACCGACACAGAGUAGCGCUGGGCGAGCGGCUGGGACCGAUCGGCAGCAGAUGGCUCGGUCGUGUGCAGACUGAUCGAGCCAUAUCCCCCCGUCUCAACCGACACGUGGGCGGCGACGGUCUCGUUGGGCCGAAAGCAGCUCACAAUCACACGACGAUUGUCCCUCGGAUACGCAGAACCCAGAUUGCCCCCGUCGUAGCGCCAGUCGGCAGUAAUGCCCUGAUCCUCUGUCAUGUUGUCGGUCGUCAGCAGACGGCGAUGACGAGCGUCGUCACCAUAGCCGAUGCCUGCCGACAGCACCCGCCUCUCGCUCACCCAAUCUUCAUCGUACCACCAGCUGAGCAGCAUGUCGAGCAGGAAGGCCGAGAAUGAGCGCACGAGAUAGUUGCUCCAGCGGAUGACGGGAUCGGUCCGCUUGUAGCCCUCAGCAUAGCGAUGGCCGCCCGGCAGAUCACCCAACGGCACCACACGAAACGUCCAACCGCCAAUCCGAUAGUGGCCGUUGUCGGCUCGGCGCAGCUCCAGGCUGGUCCCUUUGUGUGUGAGCUGGUGGCCGAUGAUCUUGUAGAUGGCCAUCGCCAGGGGCAGCUGGUGGAAGGCCGUUGCUGUGGGCAGCGAGGAAGCCGACAGCCGGAGGGGCCGCGUGGCGUCAGCAGGGGUUAGCCGAUAGAUGAAGGCCAGCCGAAGGAACCGCCCCAUUGCCCGCCACUCCUCGCCACUGCCCCGCUUCAGCAGAUAGACCACCUUCAGGCCGCCCUCCAGAUCAUCGUCAAUGUCGAAGGCCAACACGUCCGCCAGGCCGAGACGACUGAUGUGCUCAUCCACGCGGCGCCUCACCUCAUAGAGCAUCGUGUCGACAUCAUAAGGAUCGCUGUUGCUGAUCUGUGAGCGAAAAGCGGCUCGUCUGUUGGGGUCAGUGGACAUGGCCAUGCCGGCCAUCUUUCUGAUUGCGAUGCUGCGCAGUGGUGGGACUGCCGGCGGGGCGGUGUGGCCAUUGGGAGGGGGAGGCGGAGGCUGGGAAGAGGACGCCAUCAGUCAGUCAACUGAUCUGAAUCAAUGACACACACAAAGUGGCAAUCAGUGCUCCCGAGAUGAGUGUGCGUCUGUGUGCUAACCUCAAAACACUUGGCUAUGAACAAAUCUCUCUCAGCAGCCCAACACCAUAUGGGUGGGCGAUGAUUGACUCUGCAGGGACACACACGCAGCGUGGCAAGCCCGUGUGCUCACGAGCAUCGGUCAAAAUCAGUCAAUAUCACAGCGAGGGAAUCGGACGAGCCACCUACCGUCAGCAAUGGCCUCCAGCGGCCCAAAUGAAGCAAUGGUGUGGCUAUGUGGCCGUCGUCGUCAGCGAGCCCAACGAGGCACUGUGGGAGAUCUGCAGGCACACAAAACACCGAAGCACAAGCUGAUUGAAUUUUUCAACGCUUCAUCUGCCUCUCUCGCUGCCACCUUACCCUCUCUAAGCGUCUUGAGAGCUCCAGAGGCCUUUUGGC